AUGGAUCCAUUAUGGCGUGCGAAGAUCGGGCCGAAGCCCGUUGUGCCGGCGAAGAUCGAUGACGACGACUGGGAUACCGAUCCCGACUUUGUGAACAACGUCUCCGAAAAGGAGCAACGCUGGGGAUCGAAAACGAUUGAAGGAAGUGGCCAUCAAGAGUCGCUCAAUCUCUCCGAACUGCGACAAGAAGCUUUGAAAGCUGAUGAGACGCAGCGAGAGAAAAAGCUCGCCACGAUGCCCAAAGCGAGCGAUGGUUAUGGAGGAAAGUUUGGAGUUCAACAAGAUCGAAUGGACAAGUCAGCCGAGACGUUUGAGUACAAGGGGAAAGUCGACCCGCACGCCUCGCAAAAGGAUUACGCUACUGGGUUCGGUGGAAAAUAUGGUGUUCAAACAGAUCGACAGGACAAAUCGGCCGCUGGAUGGGACGAUAAGGUCGAACUGAGCAAGCAUGACAGUCAGAAGGACUAUAAACACGGGUUUGGCGGUAAAUUCGGCGUGCAGUCGGAUCGACAAGAUCAAAGCGCGGCCGAUUGGUCCUAUGCGCACAAGCUCUCACUGCACCAGUCCCAAAAAGACGCGGCUUCCGGUUACGGUGGAAAAUACGGUGUGCAGACGGAUCGACAAGAUAAAUCAGCUGUCGGGUGGGAAGAAAAGGGAAAUGUCGCUCCGCACGAAUCGCAGACUGAUUACAAGAAGGGCUUUGGCGGCAAAUACGGCGUGCAAACGGAUCGACAAGACAAGUCAGCGGUUGGAUGGGAAGACAAGGCUUCACUAGCAGCUCAUGAAAGCCAAACUGAUUACAAGAAAGGCUUUGGCGGCAAAUAUGGAGUGCAAACGGAUCGACAAGACAAAUCGGCUGUUGGAUGGGGCGAGAAGGAGUCCCUUGCCGCGCACGAAAGUCAGACUGAUUACAAGAAAGGCUUUGGCGGGAAAUUUGGCGUUCAAACGGAUCGACAAGACAAAUCGGCGGCGAAUUGGGAAAAUAAGAGCGAAGUGGCACCACAUGCAUCGCAAACUGACUACAAGAAAGGCUUCGGUGGUGCUUUUGGUGUGGACAGUGAUCGUCAGGACAAAUCGGCCGUCGGUUUCGAACAUCACGAGCAAUUGAGCAAGCACGAGAGCCAAUUGCACAACAAGAAGGUCAACUCGAAUGAUGAACAGAGUCGCGGUGGAGCACCGGAGCCACCAAAGUUCGCUCGGGAGAAACCACAAGUUGCCGAGAAAGGCAACGCUUCGAAUCUCCGUGCACGCUUUGAACAAAUGUCAGCUCAAGAUUCAACUGAUCGAGUGGCCGCUGAACGAGAGCGUCGACGAAAGGAAGACGAGGCGCUUCGUGAAAAACAACGACAUGAUGAAGAGGAACGACAACGACGAGUUGAAGAGGAAUGGAAAAAGCGAGAAGAUGCUGGACUUACGCAAGGCGGCGAUGAACACAACGAGGAAGAGGAACGGCAGCGCCAUCUUCGCGAAAUGAAUGCUGCUCCGAAGAGGAUGGGCCCGGCUCCAGGAGCGAUCUCUGUAAUGCCAACUCCAAAAGUCGCCUCUCCCGAGCCAGUCCACGCCGCUUCACCACCAGUUGUCAAUCAGUAUUAUGAAGAACCACCCGCUGAGGCACCCGUACCACAGGCUCCCGUCGCCGUGCUUCCACAAGCGCCACCUCCAUCAUUUUCCAAUUCGGCCAACGCGGCGCUCAAAUCAGGACUCCGUCGUGCUCCAUCGAGUGAUGAGGAACCGGAUAACGAUGAUGAAUGGAAAGACGAUCCACCCACUCCAUCCAAGCAACCUAUCAUUCAAACCUCUUCGUCGGCACCACCACCUCCACAAUCGCUGCCUCCACAAUCGCUGCCUCCACAGUACGACUUUGUGCCCGGAGAUGAGCCACCACCACCCGCUCCGGCUCCAUCUAUUCCAGCUGCCGCUCCGCAAUUGAGCAGCAUGUACGACUUGCCUCCAUCCGAUGAUCGUGGAACUUGGGCCAUCGCUCUCUACGACUACGAGAAACAAGACGACGACGAGAUCAGCUUCAAUCCAGAUGACAUCAUUACUCACAUUGAACAGGUUGACGCCGGCUGGUGGCGCGGUCGCUGCAAUAACACCUAUGGACUCUUCCCGGCAAACUACGUGGAAAUUCAAAAA
This is a messenger RNA of Mesorhabditis belari, 2136 nucleotides long. The record is from the annotation of a GenBank genome assembly. Lineage: Eukaryota; Metazoa; Nematoda; Chromadorea; Rhabditida; Rhabditidae.